Molecule: messenger RNA, 1417 nt
Organism: Lotus japonicus
Lineage: Eukaryota; Viridiplantae; Streptophyta; Magnoliopsida; Fabales; Fabaceae
Product: chitinase-like protein 1
Exons: 3
Coding region: 115-1080 (321 amino acids)
Biological process (GO): chitin catabolic process; carbohydrate metabolic process; cell wall macromolecule catabolic process
Molecular function (GO): chitinase activity
Source: RefSeq, a predicted model, not a curated record
CUAUAAACCGUUCGACAUAUAAUCACUUGUGACACUCACGCUUCGCUUCUAUUUGAUUCUUCCAUUUCUCUCUUUCUUCUUCACCAUUUCAUUCUUCAUUCCCACGCACCAGAGAUGACGUCGGCGAAACGCACCGCCGUCGUGUUCCUCACCACACUCGUCAUCUUCCUCGCCGUGUCCUCCACCGUGGAAGGGGAUGACAACACGAAGACACUGGUGAAGUACAAGCACGGGAAGAAGUACUGUGACAAAGGCUGGGAAUGCAAGGGCUGGUCCAUCUACUGUUGCAACUUGACCAUCUCCGAUUACUUCCAGGUCUACCAGUUCGAGAAUCUCUUCUCCAAGAGGAACACGCCGGUGGCUAACGCUGUUGGAUUCUGGGACUACCACUCAUUCAUCACCGCUGCUGCUCUUUUUGAGCCUCAGGGCUUCGGUACCACCGGGAAUAAGACGCUUCAGAUGAUGGAGAUCGCUGCUUUCCUUGGACACGUCGGCGCCAAGACCUCUUGUGGUUAUGGAGUGGCAACCGGAGGACCUUUGGCCUGGGGUCUUUGUUACAACCAUGAAAUGAGUCCUAGUCAGAAAUAUUGUGAUGAAUAUUACAAAUUAACGUACCCCUGUACUCCUGGUGCUGAUUAUUAUGGACGUGGGGCCAUUCCUAUUUACUGGAACUACAAUUAUGGUGCAGUUGGAGAAGCCUUGAAGGUGAACCUACUGGACCAUCCAGAAUACAUUGAGCAGAAUGCAACACUUGCUUUCCAGGCUGCAAUCUGGAGAUGGAUGACACCAAACAAGAAGUACCAACCCUCUGCCCAUGAUAUCUUCGUCGGAAAAUGGAAGCCUAGCAAGAAUGACACCAUGGAGAAAAGGAUUCCUGGAUUUGGCUCCACAAUGAACGUUCUCUAUGGGGAGAGUGUUUGUGGACAAGGUGAUAUUGACCCAAUGAACGUGAUCAUUUCCCAUUACCUCUAUUAUCUUGACCUUCUUGGUGUUGGUCGAGAAACAGCUGGCCCCCAUGAAUUCCUUUCGUGUGCUGAGCAGGUUGCUUUCAACCCAUCUACCAAAGCUGCAUCAUCUUAAAUUAGAUAAUAUUUACUAGCAUAUGUUAUUGUUGUGCCAAUCCGUUUCGAAAUGGUAAGGUAAUAAGGGUUCUUAAAAGUUAUUGGUAUGCAAUAAUUUUUGAAAUGUGUGGCAGUGUGUGGAUUCUUUAUAGCUUUUUUCAUUGUGCAGAAGUAAAGUCAUUUGUAAUAUCACACUUCUUGAAAAAAUCUGUAUCUGGUAUAUAUUCAUGUUAAGGGCGAUUUUGUUAUUAAUAUUCAUUCCUUGGUUGCAGAUGUUGUAAUGUAAAAUUGAACUGGAUUGUUUAGAACAAAUCUACUGUGGCUUUUUUAGUGGUGAAAGAGAGUGUUAUUGUGAA